ACCAUUCAGUGUAACUCGCAUUUAGCAACGUGUACUAUAUAUUUUUUAAAGUUGCUGUAAAAAUUUGAACUUUUUCAAGAUGAAAAACGAAGACAUGGGAAUCUUUACUGAACUGAUUAGCUGCAAGGAUCUCAUUCUGCCCAAGGUGGAACAAAUUGAAGAUAUGCGCCAGUUUAUGUCGGAUCCGAAAAACUUCAACGGUGAUAUUAACGAGUUAACCGAUCGCUUGGAAGCUAAAACCCAGCAAUGUCGCAAAGUGCUCAAGGUGCUGCAGGAUAGACUUAGGUUAAAGAAGGAGGCCAUUCAAAAGGUUAAGGAAGAUGUGUUGGAACUGGAAUCGGAGAUGAAGAAACCAGAGGGUAAUAUCCGUUUUCUAACCAACCACGAGAAAGUCAAGAUUCGUUUUCUCGAUGAGACAAUAACUUGGGAGCAUUCUGUGCCUGAGGCCCUGGAGCGUUACAGUAUUAAGAUGAGCUCCCUGCACAGUGAGAUCAUGGCCUUGGACAGUGAUGUGGAUUCGGUCACCUAUUUGACUGGUGUGUCCCAGGUCAACGUUAACUAUGUAAAAGAUUGGUAUAAGAAGGAGACAGAGGAUAAGGAAGGAAAGACUUCUACCGAAUCCAUUGGCGAUGGCCCCCAAUCAGCUUAGUAUAACCAUUUUGAAGCUUUCUUAGCUAAAUUUAUAUUACUUUGUUUAACUCCAGCUAGACUGAAUAAAUUGCAUUUCAAAAUUA
Molecule: messenger RNA, 734 nt
Organism: Drosophila eugracilis
Lineage: Eukaryota; Metazoa; Arthropoda; Insecta; Diptera; Drosophilidae
Exons: 1
Coding region: 80-649 (189 amino acids)
Source: RefSeq, a predicted model, not a curated record